This is a messenger RNA of Rubroshorea leprosula, 1943 nucleotides long. NCBI's taxonomy places the organism in Eukaryota, Viridiplantae, Streptophyta, Magnoliopsida, Malvales, Dipterocarpaceae. The record is from the annotation of a GenBank genome assembly.
UACCUCAACCUUUUUCUCUCCUCAUCCACUCUGUGCGUCGAUAACCAGCGAACUUUUUCGACAUGGGGGCGGUUUUAAGGACUGUUAGUAUUGUUUUCUUCCUUUGCUCCAUUCUCUUACCUGAUACCCUUUCCACACCUAAUGGUGGAUUGGUCAAAAUUGGACUUAAAAAGAGGAAGCUGGAUCCAAACAACCGGCUAGCUGCUCGACUUGAUUCUAAAGGAGAAGAGGCAUUGCAAGCUUCUAUUAGGAAGUACCAUCUUCAGGGGAGCUUGGAUGGUUCUGAGGAUAUUGAUAUUGUAGCUUUAAAGAACUACAUGGAUGCUCAGUACUUUGGUGAAAUAGGUAUCGGCACACCUGCACAAACUUUCACUGUGAUUUUCGACACUGGCAGUUCUAAUCUGUGGGUGCCAUCAGCGAAGUGUUAUUUCUCGAUAGCUUGUUAUUUCCAUUCAAAGUAUAAGUCAACCCAUUCAAGUACCUACACGAAGAAUGGUAAGCCAGCUGAAAUCCAAUAUGGGACUGGAGCUAUUUCUGGUUUCUUUAGCCAAGACAAUGUACAAGUUGGUGAUCUUGUGGUUAAAGACCAGGAAUUUAUUGAGGCAACCAGGGAGCCCAGUGUCACAUUUAUAGCUGCUAAGUUUGAUGGAAUACUUGGACUUGGGUUUCAAGAGAUUUCUGUUGGGAAUGCUGUCCCUGUGUGGUACAAUAUGGUUGAACAAGGUCUUGUAAAGGAGCCUGUUUUCUCAUUUUGGUUCAAUCGUGACCCCAAUGAAGAACAAGGGGGUGAACUUGUUUUUGGUGGUGUUGAUCCAAAUCAUUAUAAGGGUGAGCAUGCAUAUGUUCCUGUGACACAGAAAGGAUACUGGCAGUUUGAUAUGGGUGAUGUCUUGGUUGAUGGACAAACAACUGGAUUUUGUGCCAGUGGCUGUACUGCAAUUGCUGAUUCUGGAACCUCUUUGUUGGCUGGUCCUACGGCUAUUAUUGCUGAAGUCAACCAUGCUAUUGGAGCCACUGGUCUCGUAAGUCAAGAAUGCAAGCUUGUAGUUUCCCAAUAUGGGGAAACCAUUAUUGAGAUGCUUUUGGCAAAGGACCAACCUAAAAAAAUUUGCUCACAAAUUGGUUUGUGCACAUUUGAUGGGAGCCAAGGUGUAAGUAUGGGCAUUGCAAGUGUGGUGGAUGAGAAGAAUCAGAAAGCAUCUGGUGGUUUGCGUGAUACAAUGUGUUCUACUUGUGAGAUGGCAGUUGUAUGGAUGCAGAACCAGCUUAGGCAGAACCAGACACAGGAUCGUAUACUUAACUACAUCAAUGAGCUUUGUGAUCGGUUGCCCAGUCCAAUGGGAGAAUCUGUAGUUGAUUGUCACAGUCUAUCAUCUAUGCCUAAGGUGUCUUUUACAAUUGGGGGAAAGAUAUUUGACCUCAGUCCCGAGCAGUAUGUCCUCAAAGUGGGUGAGGGAGAUAUUGCUCAAUGCAUUAGUGGAUUUAUGGCGCUGGAUGUGCCACCUCCCCGUGGACCUCUCUGGAUCUUGGGGGAUGUCUUCAUGGGUCAAUUCCAUACUGUAUUUGACUAUGGGAACAUGAGGGUUGGAUUUGCUGAAGCUGCAUAACACAGUUCUCUUUUGCUCUAACACCUUAAUUAUUACCUAUUAGGUUUUGUGAUCAAGCCUCAGGUGCGGAUUACAUGUAAAUACCUGCACCAGGUGAGCGUAUGGUUUGUGAUCACAUUAAUGAUUGUGCUAGCACAUCAAAACUCUCCAGAUUGGUACCUGCCGUAUGUUUGUCUAAAGUAAAUAUAAAAAUCAGAGGCUGGAUUCUGCUAUUAUCAUAAUAGAUUUGGCUUCUCAUGAUUACACUACAUGCAUUGUACCAAGAUUGCUGAAUUGUUUUGCUUUUAUGUUGGAUCUAUAGCAUGUUUCUGUUUGGGUAGUGGUUCAUUCUAAGUC